GAUGAGAAAACUCAGUUGUUGCUCAAAAGUCACAUCACAUAAGUCGAGGGCGGCAUCCGGUUGGGUAAACAGAAAUUGAAAAUACAAAAUCGAAGCCGCUGGAGAAAGCUCUAGAGAAUCAGCAGUUGGUGCGGCCGUAAAUAUACCUUUCCGAUAAGCGAAGCUUAGUGAAUCCCCGGCGAAACGGCAUACCCCAGCGAUAUAGUGAACACCGUUCGUGGAGGUGACUCAUCUGUCCUCUGCAAUUACAUAAAUUUAUGAAACGAAGCACACCUCAUCCACGCUCGAUUUGGAUACUUACAGCUUGCUGGUUGCUCCCCCUGCUCUGCCUAGCCCUCUCCCUCAGCCCGCUGGUCCGCUCCUCUGACGUCACCAUGGCCGACGCCGCUCGCCAGGAGUACGCCCGCCGGCUGGCCCUCUUCUCCAUCAACGUAUACGGAAAACUGGCGGCACAGAAGCCCGGCGAAAACAUCGUCUUCUCGCCCUUCUCCAUCCAGACCUGUGCGGCGAUGGCGCGGCUGGGUGCCGAGGGCGAGACUGCCAGCCAGUUGGACCACGGCUUGGGCCUGGCCUCCAGCGACGCUGCCCAAAUCGCCCAGACCUUCCACCAAGUGCUGGCCGCGUACCAGGACAGCCAGAUCCUGCGCAUCGCCAACAAAAUCUUUGUGAUGGAGGGCUACCCGCUGCAGCAGGAGUUUGAUGAGUUGUUGACCAAGCAGUUCCUCUCGUCGGCGCAGAGCGUAAACUUUGUGAAGAACGUCGAGGCGGCAGCCACUAUCAACAGGUGGGUGGAGGAGCGCACCAACAACCUGAUCAAGGACCUGAUCCCGGCCAACCUGCUGAACCCCGACUCUCGAAUGGUUUUGGUGAACGCCAUUCACUUUAAGGGCAUCUGGAAGCACCAGUUUCCCAAGCAUGCCACUCGGCCGGACACCUUUUACGUGGAUGGCGAGCGCUCCGUCCAUGUUCCGAUGAUGGGACUAAAGGAGCGGUUCCGCUAUGCCGAUCUGCCGGCGCUGGACGCCACUGCCCUGGAGCUGCCCUAUAAGGACUCGGAUCUCUCCAUGCUGAUCGUCCUGCCCAACAGCAGGACUGGUCUGGCCGCUCUGGAGGACAAGCUGCGCAUCACAGCUCUCUCGCAGAUCACACAGGCACUGCACAAAACCCAGGUGGUGGUAAAGUUGCCCAAGUUCAAGGCCGAGUUCCAAGUGGAGCUGAAGCAGGUUUUCCAGCAGCUGGGCAUGUCUAAGAUGUUCACCGACCAUGCUGAAUUCGGCAAGAUGCUGCAGAGCCCCGAGACCCUGAAGGUCUCGGCCAUCAUACACAAGGCCUUUAUCGAAGUGAACGAAGAGGGAACCGAGGCCGCAGCUGCCACGGGUAUGGUCAUGAUGCUCACUUCGAUGCCUAUGGCCCAGCCGGAACCGAAACGAUUCUACGUGGAUCAUCCAUUUAACUUUUACAUUCUGAAUAAGGACGCGACAGCUCUUUUCGCUGGGAGCAUACAGAAACUUUAAUCCUGGGUACAUCCUACUAACCAACCAUGCGAUCCGGGUGUCUCAUCUCCAUGUAUGCCGUUAAUGGCGACUUCCGGAUCCCAAAGAUUCUUGGCUCCGCCUUUAAAGCUCCAAGCUAUAACCACAAACCAAAUGUAAUAAGCUUAAGACUGCGCACAAUCAAUGAUCUUGUAUUUACUCUUUACUUUUUUGUACUAACCAAGCAUGUAGCCUCAAUAAAGUCCAACUGUAUAAAGUU
Molecule: messenger RNA, 1752 nt
Organism: Drosophila suzukii
Lineage: Eukaryota; Metazoa; Arthropoda; Insecta; Diptera; Drosophilidae
Gene: Spn42Da
Product: Serpin 42Da
Molecular function (GO): serine-type endopeptidase inhibitor activity
Source: RefSeq, a predicted model, not a curated record